AAAAUGCAUCGCGCUGACCGCCCGCCGAGCACGGACGGCGUUUGAUGUAGCACGUUUUAUUAUUUAUUUAUUUUUCGAUCUGGAAAUUUCUUGACUUUGUUGGGAGAGCGAGCGAGCACUGCGGCCUUGCAUCCAGCUGAAUGAACGAUGCGGACUUUACCAGCAGCCUGAUUUAGCACCGCAUUUCCCACCCGGAUGACCGUUUUCAGCACAGCCAACAGCGUCUCUUUUCUGCGAUCUGCGUGUUUUUAUGGGAGUGACGGAUAGCUAGUAGCCGAGACACAAUGUGGAAGUGGAGGCGGCUGAUGCGGUUGUCCAACCGCUCCUUAAUGGCCUUCAUCUUUUUCUUCUCCAUGUCCACGACCUGCCUCUACUUUAUUUAUGUGGCUCCCGGGAUAGUCAACACAUAUUUCUUCAUGGUACAGGCUCAGGGUAUCAUGUUGCGAGACAAUGUGCGGACCAUUGGUCACAUGAUCAGACUAUACACCAACAAGAACAGUACACUCAACGGCACAGAUUAUCCAGAUGGAAGUAACUCCAGCGAGUAUAUCGCUCAGCCAACCACAUACCUCCCAGAGAACUUCACAUAUGCUCAGAACCUGCCCUGUCCAGAACGGUUACCUUCUAUGAAGGGUCAGAUGGAUGUCAACAUGACAGAGGUUCCUAUGGAGGAGAUUGAACUGAGACUCAAACAUAUGGACAUUCAAUUUGGAGGCCACUGGAAGCCCAAAGAUUGCAAACCACGCUGGAAGGUGGCCAUAUUAAUCCCCUUUAGGAAUCGCCAUGAGCAUCUUCCCAUUCUAUUUCAGCACCUUACUCCAAUGCUCCAACGCCAACGCUUGCAGUUUGCCUUUUAUGUCAUUGAACAGACGGGUACUCAGCCGUUUAACCGUGCCAUGCUGUUUAACGUGGGCUUUAAAGAGGCUAUGAAAGACCUGGACUGGGACUGUGUGGUGUUUCACGACGUCGAUCACAUUCCAGAAAACGACCGUAAUUACUACGGCUGUGGUCAGAUGCCUCGACACUUCGCCGCCAAGCUGGACAAAUACAUGUACAUCCUUCCCUACAAUGAGUUUUUUGGUGGAGUGAGUGGACUUACUGUUGAACAGUUUCUCAAGAUCAAUGGCUUUCCCAAUGCAUUCUGGGGCUGGGGAGGAGAGGACGAUGACCUCUGGAACAGGGUUCAUUAUGCAGGCUUCAAUGUUACCAGGCCAGAAGGUGAUAUUGGCAAAUACAAAUCUAUCCCCCAUCACCACAGAGGAGAAGUGCAGUUCUUGGGAAGGUACAAGUUGCUGAGGUACUCCAAAGAGCGACAGCAUCUGGACGGCUUGAACAAUCUGCAGUACUCUCCGGAAAUCUCUCUGAGCAACCUGUAUAAGAACAUCACAGUCAACCUCAAUCCUGAGCUCGCCCCCAUUGCAGAGUACUGACAGGCUCAGCGUGACCAAUCCUUCCCCGCCCCUCGAGUCAGAAAAUGUGAUGUAUCGAUGCCAAACGCCCUUAAAAACAGGAGCAACGAGGGCAAAGGCCUGCCUAAUGCACAGUUAAUUGCGUGACGUGAGUGUGUGCGCGCGUGCGGAUCUACUGGAUCAUAUCUGUGAAAGUGUACUAGCGUGACUGCGUCCGUUCAAUUGCAUGUUUCUCUAUGUCCAUGCUGGCUUUAGCGAAUCCGAUCGCAACACAUAAAAAAAAAGAGGUGGGGAGUGCCAGCGUCAACGAAUCAGAUGUUUACUGCGAAGCCUUAAUUGAAUUUUAUAGGCUAUCAAACGCUAGAUCCAGUCAUCUGUGCUUACAUUGUAGAAAGCUUGGUUUUACAUUGCAACAGCACUAUAUACUUGACGCCAAUAGACAUUUUUGUCAUGUUCUGUUAAUAUCAAAUUUUUUUUAUAUACAUAUCUACCGUUUUUUUUUAAAGAGAAAUUGUCUAGAUGAUGUUAUUGCAGUUUAAAUGGAUGUAUUUUAAAACUGUCCUUCACCUUUUUUUGUAAUCUUAUGGAAUACAUCUCACCUUGGUGGUGUGUAAUGGUUGUUUUUUUUCAACAGUCCCAUGGCUAUACAGAAUGCUGACAAGUUGCAUGAAUUACCCAGACUACCCUGUAAAUAACUGGCCUUUUAAACAAUGCUUUAGCUUUGUCCCCUAAAAGACGCCUGUGGUUCCAAUGGAAACACUCUUCUUUUCUGGCAGCUAUUAGUUGUUUUUGUUCAUUUUAAGUGAUUUUUAAAAAAAAAUCUUCAAUGGUGUGGGACACUACAGACAUAUAAAUAAAAAAAAAGUAAAAAAAAAAAAAAAA
Molecule: messenger RNA, 2291 nt
Organism: Danio rerio (zebrafish)
Lineage: Eukaryota; Metazoa; Chordata; Actinopteri; Cypriniformes; Danionidae
Gene: b4galt6
Product: beta-1,4-galactosyltransferase 6
Biological process (GO): glycoprotein biosynthetic process; carbohydrate metabolic process
Cellular component (GO): Golgi apparatus; Golgi membrane; Golgi cisterna membrane
Molecular function (GO): UDP-galactose:glucosylceramide beta-1,4-galactosyltransferase activity; glycosyltransferase activity
Source: RefSeq, marked provisional